Molecule: messenger RNA, 594 nt
Organism: Rhagoletis pomonella (apple maggot)
Lineage: Eukaryota; Metazoa; Arthropoda; Insecta; Diptera; Tephritidae
Exons: 1
Coding region: 1-594 (197 amino acids)
Biological process (GO): DNA integration
Molecular function (GO): nucleic acid binding
Source: RefSeq, a predicted model, not a curated record
AUGGAUAUUUUCGAAAUAAAUAACCCGGUCACCAACAGGAAAUCAAAAUACUUGGCCACUGUUGAUUAUUUCUCUGACUUCUUCGAGUUAGAUGAGCUAAAAGGUAUGUCAUCGAAAGAAAUAAUUGAAUGCUGCAAAAGAAAUUUUUCAAGACAUGGCAUUCCAGAAAUCAUUGUAUGCGAUAACGGCACGCAACUAGUGAGCAAGGAAAUUUUAAGCUUUUUUAAAAGUUGGGAAAUAAAAGUGACAACAUCCUCUCCAAGGUACGCGCAAUCGAACGGCAAAGCAGAGUCAGCAGUUAAAAUUGCAAAGCGCCUCAUUAAGAAAGCUUUGGACAGUGGCGAGGACGUUUGGUUAGCCGUGCUCAACUAUCGCAACACACCAAAUGCGAUUGGUUCAAGCCCAGCACAAAGGCUUAUGUCACGCCGUCUCCGCUCGGCGAUACCAGCGCAUCCAAAAAAGCUCCUACCAGAAGCACAAAAGAACGUACAUGACAGAAUUAUGCGAAAACGUCAAAUAGCUAAAUCGUACUACGAUCGUAAUGCUAAAACGCUGCCACACCUGGAGGGGGGAAAGAAGUUAACGUCAAGUUAA